Molecule: messenger RNA, 963 nt
Organism: Salvia hispanica
Lineage: Eukaryota; Viridiplantae; Streptophyta; Magnoliopsida; Lamiales; Lamiaceae
Product: protein FAR-RED IMPAIRED RESPONSE 1-like
Molecular function (GO): zinc ion binding
Source: RefSeq, a predicted model, not a curated record
AUGUGGGAUGCAAUUAUUGUAGAAUAUGGUCUAGAAAAUGUGGGUUGGUUCAAAACCAUGUAUCGGCAUAGGAAGUAUUGGAUACCUGCUUAUUUUUGGGAUUUUUCGCUGGGAUCGAUGAUUAGGACCACAUCUGUUUCCGAGUCUGAAAACAGUUUUUACAAAAUCUUUCUUAAGCCUCGGUUAAAUCUUGCUGAAUUCUAUUUGAGUUUCAAUAAUGCGUUGGAAUCUCAACGUAAUUCUAAUGCAAAGUUGGACUAUGCAGAUUCUACUCUUGUGCCAAUUUUGGCCAUUGACCAACCUUUCGAAAAGCAUGCAUCCACAUUGUAUACCGACUCUAUGUUCAGGAGAGUCCAGGAAGAAAUUGUGGAGGGUUGUAGCAGAUGUCGGAUUGUUAGUAUGUCAUCCGAAGGUGUGAUUGAUUGCUAUAAAGUAGGUGACAGCCACCGAACCACAUUUGUUGUGACGCAUGACAAGACGGACCAGUCUUAUGUGUGCGAAUGCAAGUUGUUUGGCAGGCAUGAGUUUUUGUGCUGCCACAUAUUUUACCUAUUCAAGAACAACGGAUUGAAGGUCAUUCCAGAUAAGUACUCUGAAAGCAGGUGGAUGAAGACGCCAUUGGCAAAGGCUGUACAUGGAUACACGGCUGAUGUGUUUCAAAACACUGAUGCCCAAGAUGAGAAAUUGAUUUUAUCAAAUGAAUUGAUCUCUAUUUUUUUCAGUUGCCUUGCUAGUUGCCAGUCAAAUAUGGAUACAUUGUGCGCUUUUUCUGGUGGUAUGAGAGAUCUGAAGACUAGUAUAGACACUGAUUCUCCACCUAUAUCUGCAGUUGAAAAAAGAAGGAUGGUUGAAGAGUUUUAUGGAAUGGUCAGACCAGAAGUUGUUGAAAUUCACCCUCUUGACGUUAUCCAAACAAAGGGGUCUUGUAGUACAAAUAGCAAGCGUAUAAUUUCAAAGAGGUAG